This is a messenger RNA of Ceratitis capitata (Mediterranean fruit fly), 1365 nucleotides long. RefSeq lists its product as uncharacterized. NCBI's taxonomy places the organism in Eukaryota, Metazoa, Arthropoda, Insecta, Diptera, Tephritidae. The record is from RefSeq and is a predicted model, not a curated record.
AUCAGCUGACGAGUUUGCUUUUGCUCUUAUUCUGUUGUGAAAGGAAUUGUUAAACGGAAUGUGUUUCAACAUAAAUUUUUAAUGCAAAUAUGCCAAUCACUGAACAGGAAAAACUAGGUAUCGUUGAUUUGUUAGUAAAUGAAGAGCAAAAUGUCCCAGUGUUAUUACAAGUGGCCAGAAGCGUGACAAAAAAUGUUUGCGACGUCACUACAACGCAAGAAGCACUGGACUACGUAUACAUACAAGUGGGAGACACACUAACUUUACUCAAUAAACGAGCUGUAACCCGCGAAAUGCUCUUUAAAUAUCUACAUCAGCGAAAAAUUCAAGUAAAUUCUGAUUUUACCAAAGGUGCAUUAAUCAGUAAAGUUAUAGAAUAUUGGAAUCGCUUGGCAGAAUAUAAGUUAGAUCUAAGCACAUCAAAAAAUAAUGAAAUCACCGAAACUAUCACACAUUGUACGCAAGUAAAUGAACAAAUUACAGAAAGACAAAAGGAAAUAACCAUAACUGCCAAUGCAAACAAUGGGGAUGAUAAAGAAUCUCAUUUUCCAAUACACAUUUUAGCACGGAAAUUUACGGAAUGGUUUUUUAUCAAUCUAAACGACAAAAGCCUAAAAAUAGAAGAUUUUUGGACGGACUCACAGCUACAGUUGCGCAUUGCUGCCUCCGAUCAUAUUAAUGAUUAUGAGUGUGCUGGUGCUAACGAGGUCAUUGUGAAUCUCUUCAGAUCAAAAGAUCAAGUUGGAUUCUAUUGUAAUCCCAAUCUUACUCAUGCCGAAGUACAAGGACAAAUGAAUGUACACGGUUUGGUACUGGUAGUAGCUUGUGGUACAACAUUACAUACUGAACAAAAUUGUGUUGGUGUAUUUGAGUGUUCAUUUGGUUUACUUCGUGAUCCAUUUGCUGAAAACAAUUGGAAGGUAAAAACAAUGCAAUGCGUUUUACGUAGUCAGUCGGCUGCAGUGAUACCUAGCCUAUGUGCAAGUGAGGCUCUGAAAGAUGCUCUUAAUUUGCCAAUACCAAAAGGAGAAAUUUCAUAGCUGAUAAGUAUUUAUAGUAGAUAAGUACUCUAAUUUAUUAUUGAAUCGCUCUGGUAUAUUUAAUAAAACAGUCUAAUUUCAAUUGUAUUUAUUUGUUUUAAAUAAAUAUCUCAAACUUUGUAUGUAUGAACGUUUAAAAGUAAUUUGUCGGCGGCAGGAGAAGCGAUAAAUUGUAGUUCAAGUUUACUGUUUUUAGUGUUUCUUUCAGCUAAUUUAAACGGCAGCAACCCCUGCGCUUUAGUGUACUUUUUCACUUGGAAACAAAUGUAAAAAAAAUAAAUGGAAAAAAUACCAAAUUUCAGGAGCUCAUCAUGAAUGCUUCACG